UGUGUUUACUGCAAAGGUAUCGCAUGAUCUGAAUUAUAUAUGCGACCAAAAACUUACUUCUGAAAUGAUGGCAGAGAUAAAACGAUUUGUAACUCUUACCAUUGAGCAAAGUUAUAACAGACAUGGACUGCAUUUGGAUAGUUAUUCUGAAGAGCAGCUGGAUAACUUCAUACAUAACCCACAAAUAUUGUUACUUCAAGGCAGCAUAGCAAAAGGAGGUUCAAUUUUGCUUCAGACAAAAGUGGAGGACGAUAAAACCAAGUCCGUGGUAUUUUAUAAAACAGCUCCAGAAGAGCUAACUAAAGAAGACGCAAUAAGCAAUAUAAAUAUUAUAACUUUGACAAACAAUGCUGCAGCAUCUUUGUAUCUAAUUUUGAAGCAAGUCUACUCGCCAUUGUUGUCUACUACUAAUGAUUUGUAUUCAAGUAAACUACAUAAGAACUUAACAGACCUUCAGUCUGUUUUAAAAAUUCUUACUUAUGGAAAAAAGGAUCAAGACAUUAUUGUCAUACAAUCAGUGGAAGAUGAAAUUGACUACUGGAAGACUCUGGCUCAGAAAAAGGACGCGCAUAAAAAGGAGAAGGAGUCAGCCUCAUCCUUUUGCGAAUUGUUUGAAGAUAUUAGUGAAGAAAUUCAAUCAAUGCCAUCACUUCCUAUGUUGGAGGUCAGGGAAGCUGUGGAGAAUGUGGGAGGAGCUUUGGAUGAUGUUUGGAGAAUCACGGUCAAGCCCUAUCCUCAGGACAGGAUGACGCAUAUCUUUGAUGUUAUAGGGCACAUAAUUUGUAAAAUAAUUGAAAAAGCAUUCGCGAACGUACAGAUUUGGACAGUAAACGGACAGCCUAAAGACAACGAGAUCCUAACACUAAUCUCAGAGAGUCUGCACGUGGCGGAGACGUGGACCGGCGCUUGCAAGUCGCUCACGGAGACCUACUGGCCGAAUUACGCGCUCCACGCCUGGACUGGCAAACCUUAUGUGCCCACGUUUUGUUUGAACAUUCAGGACCGGCUAAAACAGAUUCAUGAGAUAAGGUCUACGUACAAUCAAUUAAUCAAGCUACUUACAAACGACGAACGUGCAGAUUUAAAAACGGACAGAAUGUUUGAACCCUUUCAAGGUAUAAAUGUAUGGAUGUGUAAUGGACCAACUCAUGCUUGGGAUGCUGCAGUCUCACGGUUUUCAAUUAACCUUCGACCAGCCGAAGCAAAUAUCUCUGAAAAACUAAGGCCAAGGCUACACAACACAUCUACUAAACAGAUGUUAUACGAGUUCAUACGCUACAAAUCGCUGAUAGACAGACCGUUGGUGAAGAUAGCGUUGAACAGUGAACUGGAAAUCUUCAUUUCGUCUCUAAUCUCCAUGCUCAAGUCCAUACAGGCCCAGAUGGACUCGGACGAGGUGGACGUGAAAAUGUACCAGCCGCCGGAAAUGUCCCCCGUUGUACAGCAGGUGCAGUGGGCUAAGCAAAUGGAAGCGAAAGUUAAGGAUAUACAAAUGUGCGCGGAAAAGUAUUUAAAAGAGUUUGAAAACAGUGCUGAAUUACAACAACUUUCAAUGCAAGUGUUAAAAGAUCUUAAGGCGAUGUACACACAGUUACACGAGGAGUGGUCCAGAGAUUUGCAGGCGCAAGUUAAAAACGGCAAGCUCCAGCUGUCGCUAGACAAGCCCGUCGUGGAGUUCUCCGCGCAGAGCAAGAUGAUGGUGGUGAACUACAACCCCCGCCUGGUGUGGGCGGGGCUGGAGGCGCGCGCGCUGGCGGCGCUGGGGCUGCCCGCGCCGCCCGCCGCCGCGCAAGUGGACGCCGCGGCCGCGGCGCUGCAGCACGCGCGAGCCCUGCAGCAGGUGGCAUCAUUUCAUAACACUCUCGGCGAGCGCAUGAUCCCGUCGACGCGGCCGCUGAUGCUGCAGGCCGCCCUCGAGCUGUCCACGCUCGUCCAGGACCAGCGCGCCGUCUACUGGAACGACGAGCACCAGCUCCGCAACUACACCGACAAGCUGAAGAGCGCCGUGUUCCAGCUCGAGUCGCAGAAUACUUACUUGACAAGCCAGCACAUUGCGAUUCGGGGCAUAGUUGAAACCUUAAUGGACACUGAGCUGUUAGCAAAACAAGCCGAGUGGAAGAAGAAAAUUAAAAAUAUAAGAGAUAUCAUCGAGGCGGUUGAAGCCAACGGGUACAAGAACACAGAGCUAUGGAGGUCCCACUGGGACUGGCAGCUGUACAAAGCUCUCGAGUGCCAGUACAUAAAGACGCUGCUGUCUUUACACAAGCACUUCCCGCCGGUCAAGGUUGAUUUGGUUCUGCGAGGGCGCACAGUACGCGUUCAGCCGCCCUUAGAAGAGAUCCGCGUGCAACACUACCACCAGCUGCGCCGGCUGGUGGCGUUGCCCGCGCAGUUCGUGGGGCUGCAUACAGCCGGGGACUCCAUAUUCACCGCCAUCGCCGACAAGCACAGCUGGCUCGGCAACAAGGCAGUGAAGCAGCUGGAAGCGGCCAUGAGUGCCGUGGAGCGCACGCGCUCGGCGUGGACGCGGCGCGCGGCGCUGGCCUGCGUGCCCGACCUGCACGCCGUGUGCGCGGAACAACUCCGGGAGCCCGCCCACUGGGAAGCCAACUUCAAGGCUUGCAAGGCCUAUGGACAGGCGGUCGCCAAGAUGGCCUUCGACGACGAGAAAAUAGACUGGAUAGUGGUCGUAACAGCGACGCUGCGGCACGAGUUCGAAGCGCAAGCCCGCAACCUGUGGAGCUGCCUCAUGUUGUCGCUGCAGGCCAGCUGCCGCGCCGACGCCGCCGAGUUGGACGCCUUCAUGGCGGCCGCCGCGCUCGCGCUCGAGGACAAACAGGCGCCGAAGAACGCCAAGGAGCUGGCGGAGAUAAGCGCUAAGCAGCAAGCGAUGCGAGAGAAAAUGCCUGAGAUGGAGAAGACUGUGGAAAAUCUGAAGAAGAAAGGCCAUAUGCUGCGUACUUGGGGCGGAGAUGCUUCCGUCGACGGGACGAUAAAAGAGUGGCAGAAGGUUCAAGAGUUAAUGCAGAGCCGACAACAAAUGUUUGAACAUCAAGCUGAAGUAGUAAAAUCAAGCUUAAGCGGCGAAUGGGAGAAUUUGAACGGUGGGCUCGAGUCGUGGGCGUCGCGCUGGGCGCAGGCGCGCGCGCGGCUCGACGACACGCGGGGCGCCACGUACCGGGACAUGGUCGACAGAUGUCGCUCCGUGCUCGAGGCACACGCGCACUGGCUAAAGCUCCAGGCUGAUAAAGACGAGUUGCUGAAGGAAUGCGAGAAGUUCAACAUGGCACCGACCGUAUCUGGUUCGUGGGAGCAAGCUGAAAAACUUAUUACGGAAGAUAUGAACCUUUGGACGGUGAUGAAAGAGUACAAUGAAGAUUUUGAAUCUAUCGCUGAACAGGACUGGAUUGUGUUCCACAAGAAACUACAUCUGCUCGAUGACUUCACGUCCAAAUGGAGCUCGAAACUGGAACCGUAUACAACAGUCACUUUAUAUUUGAAGCAGGAACUUGAUAAGUAUUCUGAUUUGACCACAUUACUGAAGUAUGUUCGCGGUACCGACUUCACUGAGCGUCACUGGCACGAGGUCUACGGUAUUUUAGAGAUGGAAUACAAAAAACCAGACAGCCUCCAAGUGAAGGACCUCUUGAGUGCUGCGACCAAUAUAAAGAGGCACAUCAAGCUUCUGCAGAAAAUAAGUGCGAGCGCGUCCAACGAAUCGGCGAUCCGAAGCGCGCUGAACGAACUAGAACUGUGGUUCGCGGGCGCGCGCCUCGCCAUCACAUACUACAACGACAAAGCCAAGCGGCCCGUCUCCAUUGUCAAGGAUUUCAAAGAGAUACUCACUAAGAUCGAGGAGCAACAGUGGGUGGUGUCGUCGGUCGGCGCCGACGCCGGCGACGCGUGCGCCGCGUGGGACUCGAGGCUGCGAGCGGCGCGCCAGCUCGUGCGGGCCGCGAGCCAUGCACAAAGAAGAUGGUUAUACCUAGAGCCGAUCUUGUCCAGCGACGAAGGCGAGCUCGGCAUAAAGUUCCGGAAGGUCGACCAAGGAUUUCGACAGGCCACGCGCAUUUUCGAGGCGGACCCCAGGCUUUCGGUGCUGUUGCAAUCGGCCCGUCUGCAAUCAAUGCUGGAUUCCAUUUCUGAGCAAUUGCAUGCUUGCCAAUCUGCACUCAAACAGUAUAUGGACGAAAAGCGCUCUAUCUUCCCGAGGUUAUAUUUUCUGAGCGAUGACGAUUUGUUGGAGUUGCUCGGUCAAGCCCGAGCCGGGGCCGAGGGUCGAGAGGCGGUCAUGCAGACGCAUCUGAAGAAAUUGUUUCCGGGGACUAGUGGUGUGCGUCUUGGGCCUGAAAACAUGUCGAUUACGGCACUGCGCAGUCUUUACGGCGAAACGUUUCAGCUUGACCACCCGGUCGACAUAGACUGUCCUGUCGAGGUUUGGCUCAAGAACCUGGAAACGGAAAUGCGUUCAUCUCUAAAGAAUAUGACUAUAAAAUGCGUCGUUUCCAGUUCUCUACAGGAGCAGGAUCCAUUUUCGCUUCCGACACAAAUACUUUGCCUAGCUCAGAACAUACGGUUUACGGAACAAGCAGAGAAAGCUAUUGGUUCGAAAGAUCUUCACAAGUUGAUGGCUAACAUUGAGAAAGAGAGUGCAUACUACGCUGCCACUGAAACCGAGGAUGAAAGCGAGAAGCAGAAGCGGCAGGCACUCCUCUUACAGUGUGCUUAUUACAUUAAUGUGGUUCGUACACUGAUUAGCAACAAUGUGGUUGCUACUAGUGAUUGGCUGUGGCAGAAGCAACUCAGAUUCUACAUACAGAGUUCCAAAGACGUUAUUGCUAAAAUGGGAUUAGCUCAGAUUUCCUACUCGUAUGAGUAUCUCGGGAUUAAUACAGGCCAGUUUGUUCGAACCGAAUUAGCUGAUGAAUGCUUUUUGAUACUGACUCAGUCAUUGCAUCUCGGUUUAAUGGGAAACCCAUUUGGACCAGCCGGGACGGGAAAAACGGAGUCAGUUAAAGCACUGGGUGGUCUAGUUGGACGCUUAGUCCUAGUUUUCAAUUGUGACGAGGCAAUGGACACAGAAUGCAUGGGCCGGCUGCUCAGCGGCCUGGCGUUAUGCGGCGCUUGGGGCUGCUUCGACGAGUUCAACCGGCUGACCGCCGAUACCCUCGCUAAUAUCUCACACCAGCUAGCUUCGCUGCUGACCGCUAUGCGGGAAAACACAGGACAGGCCACAGCGCUGCUCAACGGGAAACAUGUGACCGUAUCCCAAUGGUGUGGCGUGGCAGCGACCAUGAAUCCAGUAGGAAGGGGCUACGGGGGGCGCCGCGCGUUGCCGGCGGACUUGGAGCGCGUGCUGCGGCCCGUGGCCAUGGUGGAGCCGAGGGGAGACCAGCUGGCCAGGCACCUCCUCGCGGCGCAGUGCGUCACCGACGCUGAGGCGCUCGCCGAGGAUUUAUAUGCCGUUUUCUCUAUGGCCAGCACGCUGCUGGGCGGGCAGCGGCACUACGACUGGGGCCUGCGCGCGCUUAAGGCGGCGGUGGGCAGCGCGGGCGCGGCGCUGGCGGCGCGGGACCUGGCCCUGCGCCCGCGCCGCGCCGCGCUGCGCCGAGUGCUGCGCCGCAACAACAUGUCCAAGCUCACCGCCCAAGACAAGGGGAGGUUCGAGAAUAUCUUGUCGCUGGUAUUUGCUGACGUGCCCCACGAGGAGCACGCUACGGACCCGAUAUGUUCCGCCCUUGACGCUUCCGUCGUUUCGCUCGGUCUUGUGCAUAAUAAGCUUCAGGUUCAAAAAUGCGUGGACUUGUAUGAGCAGAUGCAACAGAGAAUGGGCGUGGUCAUAGUGGGACCCCCCGGAUGUGGGAAGUCAGCCAUCAGGAAACUUCUAAAAACAGCUCUUGUGCAACAAGGCCGGAACAUAGUGGAGUACAGGAUCAGCCCGAAGGCGAUGAGCCGCAGCUGGCUGCUGGGCCACAUCGACCCCGACACGCGGCAGUGGAGCGACGGCGUCAUCUCCGCCACCGCGCUGCAGGUGUCCAACCAACCUGCAGAGGUGUGGUCUUGGGUGGUAAUGGACGGCGACGUGGACCCGUCUUGGGUGGAGGCGCUGAACUCGGUGCUGGACGACAACCGGCUGCUGACGCUGCCGUCAGGCUGGCGCAUACAGUUCGGCGCCAACGUCAACUUCCUGUUCGAGACGGACAGCCUGGACCACGCCUCGCCCGCCACGCUAUCCCGGAUGGGGGUCAUUCUGAUGAGUGAAGAAAGCAGCUGUGCAGAAGACGUUAUGGAAAACUGGAUGCGAAAAGCGGAGUUUGAUAAUGAACUGGCAAAGAUGGCACUGUCGUUACUACAGCAAGCCGUUAAGAAAUGCAUCCACUGGUUGAACACACAUAAAUCCGAUGUUGUUAUAAAGAUAUACAAUUUAUCAGUUGUAAAACAUAUACUAACUCAGUUUGAAUACAUUGCUCAGAACGAACUGACCGGCGUCAACAAAACGCCUGAAGAAUUGGUCUACUUGGCCUUAGAAAGAAGUGUUGCAAGCAUCAUCAAACCGAAUGCUAUUGACAAGUUCCAUGAGGAGAUGUCCGACGUCCUGGGCCCGCCGCUGUCGUACCCCGUACUCCCGGGAGGCUGGGUGACGGAAGCACUCUGCUUAUCCCCGCGACUGGCCGCUGUCGAGCCGACAGUCAGAGCCUGUUUCGCAUCUGACGAUUCCCAUCUACUCAUCAUUGGACCUGAUGCUUGUGCCAAGAAUUUGUUAGCUGAGUAUGUCGCCAAAGAGAGCAACGGGACGGUGAUAACCAUAGAUUGCACUCCAAUAUUAGAACCUACCGACAUCAUUGCGGAACUAAAAAGAAACAACGUGGUGGGGUCCGGCGGGCGCGGCGGCGGGUCUCGCUUCACGCUGCUGGUCCGCUCGCUGCACCGCGCCUCCGUCGACGAGUGGGGCAGCAGCGCCGUGUGCUCCUUCCUUCUGCAGCUGAUAAACUGGUCGGGGUUCUGGUCGCUGGGCCCGGAGGAGGGUCCGCAGUGGGCGCACACUGCGCGCGCGCGCGUGCUGGCCACGGCCGCCGCGCCGCCCCGCCCGCGCCUGCACGCCGGCCUGCAGUGCGUGCUGCUGCCAGAACCGGAUGAUGACGAAAUGUUAGAACUGGCAAGAGUUUAUCUCAGACAAAGUACCGACAAAAAUAUCAGCGACACCGAUAUAUCCGGAUUGGCUUCCAGCGUUUUAUCUAUGUUUAAAGAGGUCACGGAAACAUUUCAAAGUAAGCUGCAUUACUACUGGAACGCGUCACAUUUCAAGCAGUGGUGUGAAAAUAUUCAGUGGUAUUCACCAUCCAAUGUGGCAGAAUUGAUUACGGCCAUAGUCGCAGAAGCAAACAGCAUCUUUAAAGACCGGCUAAUAACUGAAGAAGAAAAGGCCACCUACAAUUCAAUAUCCAGAAGGUUCUUUAAAGGUACAUACAACGAAGGAGUGCUGUUUGCGACCAAGUUGCGCAACGAUGGCGUUUACAUGGAAGCAGUGGACCAUAGAGAAUGGUACCACACCACGCAGAAAUAUAUCAACCAGUGCUUGUCGGAACGUGAGCAAAGCGUUUUUGGCGAGGAUGGCGCAGAGGUUUGCUUAGAACUUGCUACGUUGUGUCCAGCGUUUGCUAGAGCGACCUCCGGGGGCGUAGUGGUGUGCGUGUGCAGCGCGGGUGCGGGGCGGCGCGCGGCGGCGCACGUGGCGGCCGCCGCGCUGCCCGCCGCGCUGCUCACCGUCCAUCACCACCUGGACUUCAACAAGCACCUCAAGAAUGCGCUAUCUUCAUCAAGCGAGGGUUCGCGCACAUUGGUAUUAGUUCGGGAAAGUACGGUGAACCACACAACAUUAGCUACUAUUGAGGCUUUGCGUCGUGCGCAAUCGACGCAUUGCAUACCUGCCCACAUUAUGCCGUCGCUUAAUAACACGCAGCAAACACAGGUUCUACAAAACAUAAAACAAAACUUGGGCAUAGUCAUAUGCCUGGACAAAGACCAAGAUGAUCUAUUUGAACUGAUGGAAAGGUUCCCGCUGCUGUAUAAAGACAGCCACCUCAUUUGGAUAGAGCGGUGGUGCGGCGACACCCUGGCGCAGAUGCCUCAGUUGGUCAUUCAGAGAUUAAUAAAAGAGAACCUCUCGGACUCAUCCAAGGAGCAGCACGAAGCGAUACCCGUAGAGGGAUUUGUGAGCAUAUACUCCAGUCUAGAUGUCGAAUGGAUGAAGGCGCCUUGUCGGUAUAUCGGCUUCAUUAAAACUUACUUCUAUAUCGUUAGUAAGAAGAAGGAAGCAUUGGUGCAGAGAAAAAAUAUGCUUUCGGCAGGUGUCGAAGCUCUGAAGCGCGCGCGGAGCGAAGUGGCCACACUCCAAGCAGAGGCGGCUCAGCAAGAGGCAGCCCUAUCGGAGAAGCAAGCCGCCGCAAACCAGGCGCUCGACCAGAUCGGCGCCACCGUGCGCGCCACCACCGACAAGAAGGAGGAGAUGCACGAACUCAAGCAGAGCAUCGAACAGGAGAACGCCAAGCUGCAGAUACGAAAGCAAGAAAUAGAAAAGGAAUUGGCGUCAGUGGAGCCAGUCAUCGCAGCUGCCCGGGCGGCAGUAGGAGACAUUCGUCCGGAGUCGUUAAGCGAAAUCCGGUCCCUACGAGCUCCCCCGGACGUUGUUCGCGACGUACUGGAGGGGGUGCUGCGGCUGAUGGGCAUCGCUGACACGUCCUGGCAUUCUAUGAAAAAUUUCCUGUCAAAACGGGGCGUCAAAGAGGACAUUAGAUGCCUAGACGCGCGGCAGAUCAGCCCCGCGGCGGCGGCGUCGGUGGCCAGGCUGCUGGAGCGGCGCGGCGCCUCGUUCCAGCCCGCCGCCGCGCGCCGCGCCAGCGCCGCCGCCGCGCCGCUCGCCGCCUGGGUGCAGGCCAACCUCGCCUACGCCGCCGCGCUGGACAAGGUGCAACCGCUGCAGCUGCAGCAGGCCCAGCUACACCGAAACCUCCAAGAGGCGGAAGGGCAACUGGCGGCGCUGUCGAGCGGGCUGGCCACGGUGGACGAGCGCGUGUCGGCGCUGAAGGAGCAGCUCGGGCGGCACACGCGCGACGCGGCCGCGCUGGAGCUGCGGCUGAACACCGCGCAGGCCACCAUCCGGGCCGCGCGCGCGCUGCUCGACCAGCUGCGCCACGAGUACGCGGCCUGGGAGACCGAUCUUGAAUACAUAUCGAAGGAGAUAUCGGAAAUAGAUUUGAGAUCUUUGUUAGCUGCUGCGUAUAUCAUCUACCUGCCCGAUGUGACCGAACCUAAAGCUAUGGAGUAUAUCUCCAAAUGGAGUUUGCUGCUAGGUUUCGAGGACCAAUCGUUUUCGCCGAUUAAUUUCCUAGCAAGCACGGAGAAGCAGCUAAAAUGGGAUGCGGACGGCUUACCCUCAGAUACGUCCGCGGUCAAGAACGCCGUUAUCAUUGACCAAUAUCUGGAGUCGAAUAAGUGCGGCUUUAUGCCACUGAUCAUAGACCCCGACGGAGAAGCCAUUGCUUGGCUCAAGAGCACCUUGGCUGAUGUCGCCUGCGACUUCGUGGCGCAAGAUAGCGACCAAUUACAAACAGCUCUGCAAUAUGCCGUGAGGCUGGGCCGCACGCUGGUUAUAACGGAGGUGACGGCGGUCCGGCCGUCGUGGCUGGCGGGGCUGGGCGGGCGCGUGGUGCUGCUGGGCCGCGACGCCGCGCUGGCGGCGCGCCUGCCGCCGCACCAGCGCGCGCGCCUCGCCCGCCUGCUGUUCACCGCGCGCCGAGCCGGCCUCACCGAUCAACUCAUUCAUUACGCACUGCAACAGCAAAACCCUCAGAUCAAUGAAAAAAUGAAGGAAAUAAAAUUAAAGAAAGCUAUCAUGCAAAAACAACAACAUGAACUGCAGGAGAACCUUUUGAAGGAUUUAUCAGCGAAUGGCGAUAUCCUUCACGACUCAAACCUGCUCGCGUCCCUCAACAAAACUCGCGCCACCAGCGCUACAAUCGCCGAGGCGCUCGAGGCAGCUCGCGCCAUCGAGGAUGAAACCCAGGCCGCUAGCCGCGCAUUUGCGCCGUCCGCCUCGCGCGCAGCUAACGUGGCGUUGGCAGUGAAGGAGCUGGCCGCUCGGAGGCCGCUGCUGGCGCUGCACGUGGACGCCGUGCUGCCGCUGUACGGCGCCGCGCUGGCUGGGGGGGAUACGAAAACUGUUAACGAUGAUGAAGUGAUCAAAUAUUUAAUGAGGAGAGUCGUCGAGCGUGUCCUUUUAAGUUUGCACAAAAGGGAUAAAUACAUUGUUGUUCUGCACCUCCUGAGGCAGGUUUAUGACCAUCUUAUACCGGAGAAGCUUUGGCAAAUGUUCAUUGGAAGCAGCGGGUUUGUUGAAGAUGUCACAGUUGUUAAUGAAAUAAAGAAAAUAUAUCCCUGGAUACAAAGUGAAUAUGUUAAGAAAAUAGUGCAACUAAAGAUGACUGAUGAGGAAUUAUUCAAUAAAAUGUGUCUAAACGACGAAGCCGUUUGGAAGAGAUUUCAGAGCUCGGGAGACGUGGCCGACAUCAGCAAAUUGAAUCUCACUGAGUUCGAGGUGGUGUUAGCGGUGGCACUGUUAAGGCCCGAAAGUCUGUACAGAGCCAUUGUCACUUUUGUUGACCAAUUGCUUGGCACGGGGGUGAUGUCGGGCGGGGACACGGUGGGUCGCGCGGCGCGCUGGGGCGGCGCGCGGCCCGUGCUGCUGCUGGGCGCGCACGCCGCCGACGUGCUCGCCGCGCAUGCGCCACACCUCACGCAAGUAGGCAUAGAAGAGGGCCGCGCGGCGUGGGAAGCCGGCGCGGCCGCGGCGCGGAACGGCUGGCUCGCGCUCGUCGUCGGCGCCUCGCCCUUCACGCCCGAGCUGCAGGCCUUCCUCGACGCCCGGGCGAGGGCACCGGUUGAAGAAUCGAACCCCGACUUCCGUCUAUGGAUCGUAUCCGAAGAUCGCGAGAUCCCUCCAGUCAUAGCCAACGCUUGUGUUAACGUCAUUAUUGAGGCGCCCGAAGGCGUGAAGUCCAACGUGCUGAACACGCUGUCGGCGUGGGCGCAGUACUCCGGCGACGUGCGCGUGGUGCGCGCGCAUGCUUGCCUCGCCCUGCUGCACGCCAUCGUCCAGGAGCGCCGAGCUUACAUCCCGCAAGGCUGGAGCCGGUGGUACGCGUGGGAGUGGGGCGAGGUGCGCGCGUGCACGCUGGCGCUGCGCUCGGGCUGCGCGCCAGGCUGCGCGCGCGCGCUGGUGGGCGCGCUGUACGGCGCGCGCGCGGCGGCGGCGCCCGACCGCGCGCUGCUGCGGGCGCUGCUGCGCGCCUGCCUCGCCGAGCCCGCCAGCGCGCACGGCUGGCCCGGGCCCGCGCCGCACCACGCGCCGCUGCGGCUGCCCUUCACUACCGAACUACAGGCCUACAGCUCCGCAUUCAACGAGCUGCCCGACAUAGACUCGCCGCAACUGUUGGGCCUGCCCGCUAACUGCCGGCUGGCGUGGGAGAAGAACGCCGCCGAGGAUAUCAUUGCGGGACUGAAGGAGCUGAACUCGACUGUGGUGACGAGCCGACAACGCGGAGAUUCUACAGCCCUAAAGAGCCUCCUAGCUCUGUGGAAGAAGCUCAUGUCCGGCAACCCUCUCCUCAAGGGAGAUUAUCAACCGGAACAGGAGAGCGGCGGCUGGUGGGGCGCGGUGGUGGGCGGCGAGGCGCGCGAGGCGGCGCACGCGGCGCGCGCGCUGCACGCGGCGCUCGGCAAGCUCGCGCGCAAGCAGCACGCGCACCACGCGCUGCUCAGGACUCCAGAAGAAUGGCAGCUGCUGUGGUCCGGGCCCGAGGCGCCGGAGGCUUACCUCAAGGAGUUCUGUCACCGCGCGCUCGCCGCCGCGCGCAACCUCGCGCCGCUCCACGAUGACUACAUGCCUAAAGAGGUGGACCUGCGCUGUUUCCUGCGGCCGGAGCGCGUGCUGUGCGCGGUGCGCGCGCGCGCCGCCUCGCGCCUCGCGCACGCCUCGCACAAACUCACGCUACAAGCUGUCUGGGAUCCCGCCGAGGGCGGCGACGGCGACGGCGACUCUGCGCUGGGCGUGGUGGGGCUGCGGCUGACGGGCGCGCGCUGGGACGCGGCGGCGCGCGCGCUGCGGCCCUGCACGGCCGCCUGCGCGCCGCACCGGCCCGCGCCGCGCCUGCUGCUGCGCCUCGACCGGGAGUCCGCGUUGUGUUCGGAGACUUGGUUCGAGAUCCCCGUGUACAACAACGAAGCCCGCGAGCAAGUGAUAUUGACCGCCCGGGCGCCGCUCCACCACACCUUGUCGCGAGACGCCGCGCUGCUGAACGCCGCGGCGCUGUACGUCGCGCAGGCGGACUAGACCACACACCACGUCACCAGUACCA
This is a messenger RNA of Cydia amplana, 12413 nucleotides long. RefSeq names its product cytoplasmic dynein 2 heavy chain 1 (gene btv). The record is from RefSeq and is a predicted model, not a curated record. Bases 65 to 12388 code for a protein of 4107 amino acids. NCBI's taxonomy places the organism in Eukaryota, Metazoa, Arthropoda, Insecta, Lepidoptera, Tortricidae. The transcript has 78 exons. Gene Ontology annotation, biological process: cilium assembly; cilium movement involved in cell motility; intraciliary retrograde transport. Gene Ontology annotation, molecular function: minus-end-directed microtubule motor activity; ATP binding; dynein light intermediate chain binding. Gene Ontology annotation, cellular component: 9+2 motile cilium; axoneme; cytoplasmic dynein complex.